This is a messenger RNA of Oppia nitens, 1574 nucleotides long. RefSeq lists its product as uncharacterized. Bases 445 to 1464 code for a protein of 339 amino acids. Lineage: Eukaryota; Metazoa; Arthropoda; Arachnida; Sarcoptiformes; Oppiidae. The transcript has 6 exons. The record is from RefSeq and is a predicted model, not a curated record. Gene Ontology annotation, molecular function: protein binding.
ACAAAAUAAAAACACAUUGAAAGUCAAUAUAAUAUAAUAUAUACGACAACAACAAACAUCAUAUCAAUUAUAUCAAUGAAACCAUAAUUAAACCAUCGAUGAAGUGAUAAGCAAAUCAAAUGAUGAUAACAACAACAACAACAACGACAAUAUCGCCGUACAAUUGGUGAUAACUGCCGCACACAAACACACACCCACUCACUCACCCGACCGAUAAAACAGUGGUGAGUGUGUGUGUGUCUGUCUGUCUGUCCAAACACAAUAUCGGUGUGCAAUAUAAACCAUUAGCCGAUCUCAUAGUAGUAGUGGUGGACGUGUUUUAGUGAUCAUAAUUACCGUACAGUCUGUGUCUUAACGAUAACAGUUGCGAUAAUCAUCGUUACAAUCGGACAGUGAAGAUAACAGUUUAGACAAUAAGAUUUAGUCUGUGGUUUGUCCACAACAAUGGAGUCAUUAGGUUCGGCCCGUUUUCUUCGUCAUCACAGCGGUUCCGUACGCGGUGUGGCCUUCAGUCCGACCGAUCGCUAUCUGUUCUGUUCGGGCGCUUACGACGGCAAUGUUUGUCUGUAUCACGCAUUAAGGUGUGAACUGAUCCGCAGUUUUCACGUAACGACAAUGGGUUUGGCCCGCAAUGUCAAUGCCGUCCGAUUUACAAAUGAUGGACGCAGGAUAUUGGCGGCCACAACUGCACGCCGACUGUCAGUGCUGGACGUAGAGACUGGCCAACAGUUGAUGUGCUACGACAACUGUGCCUUCAACGGUCGCGAACGGGCCGCGUUGGCCACUGACCCGGCGUGUCCUCAUCUGGCCGUGUGUUCGUGCGUUAACGGCAAAGGACUUACCUUCUUUGACCUACGAAUGCCACUGCCUUUAGAUUUUAUAUUUGAUUUACAUCCAGACGUGAUCCGCGACAUAACAUUCCUGCACAAUAGCUGGCCAUUUGUCAAGUCGACCCAUCAACAGGCCGUCCUAUCGGUCUCAGCCCAGGGCAUUGUCAAAGCCACAGCAGUGGACGGUCGAUUCCUGCACUGUUUCGAAGUGGGUCACGCCUCCAAUACUGUCGCCCUGACUCCCGAGGAGUACGGUUCGGCACUGGACGAUGGUUUUUCGUCCGUCAUGAUGGUCGGCGGUGCUUCCAUAUCCAGUUACGUACCCGAGUCGGGCAUUCAAGAGCGCCAAUGUUUACCCGAUUUUGGCAAACAACAGAUCUGGAAGUUACGGUACUCGAGCAAUGGUAGUCUAUUGUACGCGGCCGGCGAUGGCGGUGUCAUACGCAGGUAUCGACGCUAUCCAAACUAUCACAAAUGUCUCGGCGAACUGUUUCGGCACAAAGGCGACGUCCAAGACAUGGAUAUAUCACCCUAUGAUGAGUUUUUGGUCACCGCUUCCAAAGAUAAAACAGUUGGUCUCAUAUGUUUAGGUGCUCCCAAUCACGGUUGGACACAAUACUGUGAGUUGUCGUGACACUACAUUAUAUCAUAGUCAUUAUCAUCUACUUUAUCAUUACCAUCACACAGUCUUAAUGUCGAUAAAAAUAGUGUAAAUUAAUUAUAUUAUUAUUAUUAUGAAUGAUA